UUUUAUUUUUUGUUUUUAGUAAAGUCCUUGAGAGCUAUUUCGAUUUAAGAUGUUGGUCAUAACUGCAACGUUCUUGGUGGAAAAUUCUUGUGUAUGUUGAUAGUAAGCCGUUCUGUUCCCCCCACAUAACCACUGUUUCCACCAUCUUCCUCCACCUUAUUCCGCUUGUAAACGAGAUUGGCACCAUUUUCUCUUGUGAAACCGAUAAUUAGAACUGAUGGAUGUGGCUAUUUUUUUUUUUGGAAAUCGAAUAAAUUUUACGACCUUCGAAGAUUGUGUCAGCAAUUAUUGUCUGUUUGGUUUUGUCCCAGAAGAAAUAAAUGACGGAAACGAAGGUUGGUAGGCAGCCGAAUUUACGAGAUGAUCAACUAAGCGAUUGUCGGAGUUUUGGUAGCAAUUUUCAUCCUUCAAGCCAAUCAAGGAAGAUCUCAAUUGGUGUUAUGGUAGAGUCACCAGCCAAUGGGAGAUCAAGAGGCAAAAAAGAACAAAAAUCCAUGGUGCCAAAUGCAGAAGUUGUUUUUUCCUGUUUAGAAAAAUCCAUGCAGGGGAGCUGCAAGGAGAAAGACACAAGAACCUUGGGUACUGAUGUUAAAUCAAAAUCAUCAGAAGCUCCUCAAAAAUUGAGUUCACCAUGGGUUUCUACUCAAUCCCUUAGACGAAAUGCACCCCACAUGGAGACUCCAAGUGGAGCAAAACAAGUGUUCCAUUCUCCGAUGACUUGUGGGAGGCAGAACAAGGGUCAUGGACUAAAGGAGCCUCCAGCUACAUAUUCUGUUAUUUCGGUUGCAAACCAAAGCUCAAUGUUCAUGUCUGGAAAUAGCAAGGAGAAGAACUUUGGUGAGGCCAACUGUCAAAUGGAAGGAGUGAGGGAUACAACCAAUGAGAAGUUGCAUGAGUUUGCAUUUGCAACAACCAUGGCAGACGUUCGGUCAGAUAAAAUGGUGAUUGAGGAUCAACCAAAUAAAUCAGAAAAUAGAACUGAAACUUUGAAAAUGAAGCUAUGGGAGAUACUUGGAACUGUUUCUGUACCUAAUCAACAACGCUCUGAAUGUGAAAACCAUGAGCAAAAUGUCGAUCAAUUAAUAACCAAAGAAAUCGUUGUGCAGAAGCAGGAUAGAGUUGUCGGAGUCAAACAUAAUUCAGAUACAAUUGAAACUGAUUCUGAAAAUUCGGGCCAGACUUUGAAGAGGCCAAUAGUUCGUUCUAUAGCACGGAAAAGAUCUCACAUUUUUGUGCAGUCCCGAAAAUCUAAGACCCCUUUGGGCAAGAAAGGGAAACAUCAAGAAGGAAAUGUUUUUGUCUUUGAAGGAGUGUCUGAAGGAAUUCAUGUUGCUACCAACAGAGCUUCAUCAAAGUGUCCUAGAAAGAAGAGUGGUGAAAAGAGUUCCAAACUUCAGCCACGAAAAAUUUUCUUUCCACGGAAGGAAGAGAAGAUAGGAAUUUUUCCUAAACCGAUUGGGAUUGAAGAAUUGAUGCCUCAAGAAAAGCUCUCUUCUUUUAGAGAAAUUCAGGGUUUUCAUAGCUCCCCGGUUAACCAUGUAAUCGUUGAAUUAGACAAACGGAAGGGAUUCAAUCAAUUGCCACAGAUGGACAAAACGGUGUCACUACAGAAUAUUCAUAGCCCACCAGGUCAUGGUCAACAAGGAGGCAUUGACAAUGCACUGCUGAAUAAGGGUGUAGACCUGCAGAGUCAUACAGAAAGUCCAACAUUUAGAAUGAAAACGCCUGUCUGCAGUUCACCUAGUUCAACUCCAAAAGCAGAUAAAGUAGUUUGUGAAUCUUCAAGUCCUGGGUCAGCAGAGGGAAUACUUUCUACAAGAAAUAUUUCUAGCUUCAGGAAGCUGCGGGCUUCAGAAGAUGAUUGUGACAGAUCAGAUAAAGAUGAUAAAGAGAUUGGCCAAUCUCCACUCAAGAAAGCAUCAGUUGAUUUAACCGAAGGAGUAGCAGAUUAUGGGUUGUCUGAUUCAUCAUCUGAGGAUGCCAGCUGUGAAAGCUCUGCAGAAGAUGCUGAUUCAAGUCAAAGAGAUACACCAUUUCCAGAAAUCGGUGACAUAAAGAAAUUCAAGUCUAUGUUUCAUCCAACAAAGAGGGCUCGUAAUGUAGAAAACCAUGAAUUUGAUUUCAGGGGGCCUGGAGAAAGUAGUUGGCCUGAUGAAAUUGUAGUCCCAAAUGAAGAGGAUGGGCUUGCAAGGGUGGCAAAACUGUUUCUCUCAGAGCUUGAGAAGCUGAAAAGUAAAAUAUUGUCAAUAUCAAUUGAAAAGUCUUCGAAGGUGCUACUGUCAGUUGCCGAGAGUAUUCAUUUGCAGUUGCAGAAUGUACAGUCUCAAGUUCAAAUGGACAUGGUAAAGCUGUUGAGCUUUGGUAAAUCAAGACGAAAAGAUCUAGAAAAAAAAUUUGAAGAACAACAACAACAAUUGAAGCGUAUUAAUAAAAAAUUCAAGGAAGAGGUGAAUCAGCAUCUCCAGGAUUGUAGGAACGCACUACAAGAAUUGGAAGCACAACAGAUAGAGUUCAAGGGAAUUAUGGAAAAGAAAAAAGCAUCACAUCGUAAUAAUCUCAUGCAAGUGGAAGAAGAAGUUGACUUGCAACUCAAGGAUGCACAAAAGAGAGUUGAAGCUAUCCAGAAGUCGGGAAGAGGAAAGAUACUGCAGCUGAAACAAGUAAUAGAAAUGUGCUUGAAAUAGUAUGUUUAAACUGACCUAUUCUACUUUGCACAGUUAGUGAGUUUGUGUAUGGCCUAGAGAGCCAUUUCUCCCAUAUUAUACUAUUCCUCAUCUUUUUUCAGCUAGCGAUUUAGCUUUUUAUUUACGUUUUCUUUGUUCUAGCUCUACUCUUAACCUAAUUUCUUAAAUGUUCUAAAAUUGUAUUUUGUUUACAAUCCUUGUUUAACAUCA
Molecule: messenger RNA, 2894 nt
Organism: Cucumis melo (muskmelon)
Lineage: Eukaryota; Viridiplantae; Streptophyta; Magnoliopsida; Cucurbitales; Cucurbitaceae
Product: meiosis-specific protein ASY3
Exons: 11
Coding region: 321-2684 (787 amino acids)
Biological process (GO): meiotic cell cycle
Source: RefSeq, a predicted model, not a curated record